This is a messenger RNA of Asparagus officinalis (garden asparagus), 1853 nucleotides long. Its product is annotated as enoyl-[acyl-carrier-protein] reductase [NADH] 1, chloroplastic-like. Bases 268 to 1416 code for a protein of 382 amino acids. The transcript has 15 exons. The record is from RefSeq and is a predicted model, not a curated record. Gene Ontology annotation, molecular function: enoyl-[acyl-carrier-protein] reductase (NADH) activity. Gene Ontology annotation, biological process: fatty acid biosynthetic process. Lineage: Eukaryota; Viridiplantae; Streptophyta; Magnoliopsida; Asparagales; Asparagaceae.
CGCACUACCGUCUGAAGAAUCCCCAGCAUAUGCAUCUCCCUCUGAUAACCCACGUGUCCAUAUAUCAUUCGCUGGUGCAAAUGGGGGAGAGAGAGAGAGCGAAGAGGGGGGGUUCGAUUAGCAUCUGAGUUCAUCACCGCCAAGAGAUCACUCAGGAAUCUUUUUAUGAUGAUGGAUAAAAGACUGUGUUGGAGGGGAAUUCUUUUUUUGGGCAUGAUCUUAAUGUUUUCGGGGUUCAUUAUUUGUAUCUGAAUCUUAUCUAAUAAGAUGAGAGCAUUUGUGAGUUCGGGUUUACAAAUGGCAGCAUUAAGACCCUGCAUUUGUUCUUCACAAAGGUUGUUGGCGUCAAAAUCAGCAGUCUCUUUGUUGGAUUCUAAAAUAACCAGCAGAAGAAAAUUCAAAAGUUUGUGUAGUAUGCCAAUUGUUCAGUCUCCUCUCCAAAGAUCUACUUCUCAGAAGUUUAAUAAGGUUGCUACAAGCGCCAUGUCAAGUGAAAGUGACAAAGGGGAUGCAGCAGGUUUGGCUAUUGAUUUAAGAGGUAAAAGAGCAUUUAUUGCGGGAGUUGCUGAUGACAAUGGGUAUGGUUGGGCAAUUGCAAAGGCUCUUGCUGCUGCAGGUGCUGAAAUUCUUGUUGGUACAUGGGUUCCUGCAUUGAACAUUUUUGAGACCAGCUUACGACGUGGGAAAUUCGAUAAAUCACGCGUGUUACCAAAUGGAUCUCUGAUGGAAAUUACUAAAGUAUAUCCUCUAGAUGCUGUUUAUGAUACUCUUGAGGAUGUUCCAGAAGAUGUUAAAUCAAAUAAACGUUAUGCUGGAGCUUCCAAUUGGACUGUAAAGGAAGUAGCUGAGACUGUGGAAAACGACUUUGGAAGCAUCGACAUCCUUGUGCAUUCUCUUGCCAAUGGACCUGAGGUGACUAAACCUCUUUUGGAAACGUCCCGAAAAGGUUACCUUGCUGCGAUUUCUGCAUCAAGCUAUUCUUUUGUCUCUUUACUUCAAAAUUUUCUUCCAAUAAUGAAUCCAGGGGGUUCUUCAGUUUCCUUAACAUACAUUGCGUCUGAAAGGAUCAUUCCUGGAUAUGGUGGAGGCAUGAGUUCAGCAAAAGCAGCGCUGGAGAGUGAUACUAGGGUGCUCGCUUUUGAAGCUGGAAGGAAGAAUAAGAUUAGAGUCAAUACAAUAUCUGCAGGUCCGUUGGGAAGUCGAGCUGCGAAAGCCAUCGGCUUCAUUGAGAAGAUGAUUGAAUAUUCUUACACAAAUGCACCAUUGCAGAAAGAACUACUUGCUGAUGAGGUGGGAAAUGCCGCAGCUUUCUUGGUGUCACCAUUGGCUUCAGCAGUGACAGGUUCAGUUAUAUAUGUGGAUAAUGGGCUCAACACGAUGGGUCUCGCACUUGAUAGUGCAGCAAUUUCCACAUGAACGGCAGAGGGUUGUCGAUGUGCUCUAGUUCUCUCUUUGAUCAGAGUGAUCCGAGUCUGUUCUUUUGUUUAGAUAGCGACACUGACCCAGUCUCGCCUACUCGAGAGAGUUCUCAUGCAUUCAGAAAUGGUAUUUCCAUGCACACUCCUGACGUAGGUGUAUUCGAAAAAUCUUCAGUAGUUGCUUGUCAGGAGAGACUUAUUAGAGGCUCGGAUGAGGAUGGAUGAAUGCUCAUGCGAUAGUGGUAUUUUUUUUUCCAACGAAUUCAGUCAAAUAUUCUCCGUUCGCGCUUUAGAGAGACUGAGAAUGGUGGAGUACUUCAUUAUUCCAGUUACAUUUGACUUAGUGUACGAUGAGGAGAUGAUAUUUGAGUUGUGAGAUGCUUGUUUCAUGGUGGAAAUCGACUGGUUUUUCUACUAAGAAUUAGAUUUUCUUAA